CUUUUUUCCAUAAACGGUGAAGCAGCUUCGGAAGCCUUCGGAACUUCGGAAGCCUUCGGGAAGCGUGACGUCACAGUUCCGAGACGACCACUUGAGUUACUUUUUUACUAUCGAAUCCAAGUGAUUUUAAGAUGGCAUCAACAGGAGUCAGCGAUCGGGGCUUGGCUGUUAUGGAUGAUCACGCCUGCAGUGAGCAGCAACUUAAGUGUGUGCAAGAGGUUUUACCACAUGGCUACAGGUAUAGAGUAACGGCAUUUGAACCUAAAUCUGAGGGAAAAUUCAAAUGUGAAGUCCGGCUGGCAAUAUUUAAUGCAGAUGAUGCAAAACUGUGGCUUACGAAAUUUCAAGAAAGAAGCAAGGUUACCUUGCGUGCUAGGGCUUGUGUGCCAGCAAAGGAGCGGGGCAAAAAUAUUUAUAAACAAUACUUCAGAUGCCAGCACAAUACCAACCCAGCUUCUGCUACAGCCAACAGCCGUCUUGGUUCCAAGAAUUCAAACUGUCCAGCUCUGCUAACAAUUGUUGUACGGAGACAGCUUGGAAAACACAGCAGAGCAAAGAACAUAGACCCACUUUUGAAAGAGUUCCCUACAUGCCUUCAGAUUGAACACACUCACAAUCAUAGUCUGUAUAGUGCUGAUUCUCUACGUCAUAGGGAUGUUAAUGAUGAGACAAUCGCCAAAUUCAAAUGGCUUUUUUCAAAGGGCCACUCUCCAUCUUCAGCACUUGAAAUGCAUCAGAUGGACCUCCAAAUGGAACAUGGAGCCAACUAUAUAUAUCAGGCUGCUGACAGAGCUUUUUGUCCUGAUGUUCAGUUUUGUUACAGGCUGUACAAGAAAGUAUUUGAUGAGAAAUACCCUUCAACCUCUUCAGAACAGUUGAUUGACAGCCUAGAGACAGCUUGCAGGACAUUCAAUGCAGAACUAAAUGGGGAGUUCUGCAAGGUAAAAGAAACAGCAUCAGGGAAAAUAGCCAUAGCUGUCUGCACUCCCCUCAUGAUGAGAGUGCACACACUGCACCGUGCAAGCGGUGAACUCGUUUUUAUGGAUGCCUCAGGGGGGGUGGACAGGUAUGACUUCAGAGUUUUCCUGCUUCUCACUCACAGUGUUGCAGGUGGACUCCCUUUAGGCUGCCUUAUUGUUUCUUCUGAAGCAACAGAAGUAAUAACAGAUGCCUUGUCACUGUAUAAAGAACUUUUGCCAUCUGAUGCUUUUUUUGGAAGGGGUAAUAGAGGACCUCAGGUGUUCCUCACAGAUGACAGUAGUGCUGAAAGGCAGAGCCUGCAAGCUGCAUUCCCUGAAGCAACACUUCUUCUUUGUACGUUCCAUGUACUUCAGGCCGCUUGGCGCUUCCUCUGGGAGGCCCGAAACAACAUACAAAAAGAAAGCAGGCCUCAUCUACUGAGCAUCAUCAAAAAAAUGGUUUAUGCUCAGAGUGAUGAUGAAAUAGUUAAUGUUUAUGAUAAUGCCUGUAGAGAUGAUGUUGUUAGGAACAAUCCCAAAUUCAAACUGUAUUUAGAAAAGCAGUUUGAACGAAAAAGUCUAUGGGCAGUUACUUUUAGAAAAGACCUUCCUGUGCGUGGAAAUAACACAAACAACUACUGUGAAGCAGCUAUGCAUGUUUUGAAAGAUAAAAUCUUCUGCCGCACACGUGCCUAUAACACUCAGCAGCUGCUUGAUUUCUUAUUAACACGGCUUCCUGCCUACUAUGAAAGGCGGCUGUUGAACCUUGCCAAUGGUAGGAGAGAUGCUACAGUUAGCAGACGUUAUUUAUAUGGUACAGAAAAUAUUAAGAGGGAAAUGGUUCAGUCUGUAGGAGAUUUCUUUUUGAAGUUAAAAGUGAGAAUGAACAUGGAUAUCAAAGCAAGGAGACAUUUCUUCCAGCUAGCAACUGGACAUGAUAAUAUUCAGGAGGAAUGGUUCCAGCCUCUUGUUGAUAAUCGAGAAGACGUCAUUGAACCGCAUACUUCCAGUACAAAUUUGGAAACUGAAGACACAAAAUUUGAGACUGACAACAACAACAGGAUUGAAGAAAUACUGACUCAUGACUCCGAGGACGAAAAGGAAGCGACUGAAGUUGUUGCUUAG
Pomacea canaliculata is the source of this 2084-nucleotide messenger RNA. RefSeq lists its product as uncharacterized. The transcript has 6 exons. The record is from RefSeq and is a predicted model, not a curated record. Lineage: Eukaryota; Metazoa; Mollusca; Gastropoda; Architaenioglossa; Ampullariidae. Bases 132 to 2084 code for a protein of 650 amino acids.